Anarrhichthys ocellatus (wolf-eel) is the source of this 1681-nucleotide messenger RNA. RefSeq lists its product as uncharacterized. The record is from RefSeq and is a predicted model, not a curated record. The transcript is spliced from 2 exons. The coding region runs from base 168 to 1202 and encodes 344 amino acids. NCBI's taxonomy places the organism in Eukaryota, Metazoa, Chordata, Actinopteri, Perciformes, Anarhichadidae.
CAUUCUGAAAAUAUGCUGGCGGUGUAUUGCCCACAGAAAUAUUAAAAAGUCCUUCACAGCGAGCGUCCGUGUCGAUGCAACGAGCAUCAUUGUCAGAGCUUUGAGUCAAUCGGCAGCAUCGGGCUGGUGGAUACAACACAGGAGAGGAGUGGGUGACGAAAGCAAAAAUGUCUAAUCGCAGCGUGGACUUGGUCCCCACCACACCUCCAUUUUCCAACAGUUCCCCCGUCUUGGAGACCUCCACUUCAGCAGUUUCCUCCAUCUCUGACAUAAUUGCACCCAGUGACAUUACCUACAAUGUCUACAGUUUCUUGGCGGGGUUAGGCUUCAUGGCAGGCUGCUUCCUGGUCUACAGCUUCAUCCAGACCUACAGGGCCCAAAGGCGGCUGGCUUGGCUCGACUGCCUGCUCUGGGCCUUUUGUGUCCUCCAGCUGCUGCUUCUGCUCCUCUCUCUCCACGCAGUGGCCCACAGAACUUAUUCCCCGAUUACCACGGGUUUGGGCUGUGCUGCUCUCUCCUUCACCAUCAACACAGCCUCUCUGUGCAGCCUGUUGGUCUUAGUGCUCAUGGCUUAUGUCCUAACCCUGGAUCCGCCAUCCCACGCGCUGCUGAGGAAGCCUCGGGUCUGUGCGGCUCUGGUGAUCCUGACUUCUAUCCUGAUUUCUCUCCUGCUGGCUGGGCUCCGCGGACCUGGGGAUGAUCUGCAGGAAAAACGCGAAUGUUUCAUGGAUACAGUCCUUGCUGGUGUGUCGUAUGCAGCCGCUAGGUUGUGCCUGGCUCUUUUGAUUCCCUACAUCCUCCAACUGGGUCUUGUGAUAGGUGGCUGCGUCCGGCAGUGGAAAUCUAAAGGACGUUUCCUCUCCGGUUCCGAGGAGGGUCCCUUGUUCCUGACAGUCACUUUGGUCGUGUUUUUCUGCCAGCUCUUCUACAGCGUGGCGCUGGUGAGAGGAGCACAACUAAAACAACAAGAGCGGCUGAGGGAGAAAGUGUUUCUGAGCGUGGCCGAGUUUGUGCUGUUCUCAGGGAGCAGUGCCAGCCUCCUGCUCAUGCUGUUCAUGCACAGGCCGUGUCGAGAGAGUCUCCACGGGGCGUGUAGGCAGCUGAGGGACUGCUGUCGGAGCCCGGGGCACUCACAACCAAACAGAAACAUCAUAGCUCCCCACAUCGAGAUCACAGACACUCUGCAGGACAUAGAGUCAUAGAGGAGUGAGACUCUCUCUCAUAUGAGAGCAGAACUCUUCCGAUGCAUCGAAAUGAAGACUUUUGAAAUAUGAUGUCUUAGAUAUAUUCUGAAUCUAAUUUUUAAUAUUAUUUUAAUGCUUUUUUUUUUUUUUUUUACUUAAGUGACAAUUUAAAGAUUUUUAAAUGCAUGCAUUCUCCUUUUUAGUGUCUCCAGUGUCAGAGUUUGCAAAACUGUUUUAAAAUUUACUUUUUUUGUACUUUUCUUCCCAGAAAAUUGUUUUUUGCUGUACAUCUGCAGAAUAGUGCAACAUGGACAGUUUUUACAAUCACUGUUGCAAUAAUAACUAUAUCUAGAUUCUAUAUAUUAACUAUGAUUGAGACCAUUAAACAACAACUUACUGUUUGUAGUAGUGUACUGUUUUUUUCCUCCUGAACCUGCUCUUAGUUGAACCCCUUUUCUCGCAAAACAGACUCCGUUUUCAUAAACACAAUUUGCACA